AUGGCUGGUCCUCUGAAGUUGUUGCUUUUAUUGAACCUUCUACUUUUUACAUCAGCCUUUUUCAACAAAAAAGCUCUCAACUACUAUGAAGAGUUAGAAUCAACCAACAAUGUUCCGUUUGUUGAUGCAAGAGAAUUCUCCACCUGUGAAUCUGGUUGGACUGGACCAUACUGCCACAACCCAAUUUGCUCGGCUCGCAGUCCCCAACCUUCCUCAGGUAGCUCCAUCCAAUUGAUAGAACAUAUUUAUAUGCCAAAUGGAUGUUCUGGAGCCUAUUAUGUACCAUUUGAUUCAUCUAGUGAUUUUGUGUUUAUACAAGUUCAUACAGGAGGUCCUAACUGCACAAUCCACGUAACAGAUCAGAGUGGAAAUGAAAUGAAAGGACAAUUCGGUUCAGCACCAGGAACGUGUUACGCACAAUAUAAUUCUUACAAUCCAGGAGCUUAUCAAAUGACAAUCGAUACCGCUGGAUUACCAACGGUUGAUUGCAAUGCUCAAAUCGAAGCUUCCUCUUCAUUAGCUGUGGAUCAAGGGUUCUCUUUUUCCCCUCAGAGUGAUAUUUCUACUUACAACGAAAGCCCAGUCGACGGUUCUCCUAUGUACUUCGUAGCGCACACAGAGAGUGUUCUCGUUCCUGGAUUUGCUCAAACUGUAACUAUUCACGAUGAUCGAAAUUUCAACGUGGUGUACCGAUCGGAUCUCACUGGUCGCUUCCAAUGUUCCUAUGAGCUUUACGCCGGAGAAUUUGUUUGCAGUCAACAAAAAAUGUACAUUUGGAGUGUUGAUGGUAUCGAUUCCAAAGGAGCUCCUUUCAGGAGAUCAGGGCAUUUCCCUUGUAUAGAUGUUCCUCCAACAACUCAAAAGCCAACUGAAAUACCAAUCAUCGAAGAAUGUUUCAACGACGGUCAGAUAUUAAGAAAAGGAACACCAAACGCAUCGUGUUUCUGCACCGAGUUGUAUACAGGAAGUCAAUGCGAAAAAGCGAACUGCAUGAAUGGUGGUUAUGCUGAUCCCAGUGGUUUAUCUUGCACUUGUGACCAAGGGUAUUGGGGCGACAACUGCGAACAUAUGACUUGUGACCCUAACUUAGCACCUUUCCUGUUGGAUAGGAGGUCAUUGAUUGUUGUGAUAAGGAAUACAGUUUCCAUGAAUCAGUAUUAUCCAGCAGUUCUCAAUGCCAUUAAUUCGGCUUAUUUUGAUGGAUCAAUCAGUGGAGACGUUGUUUAUAGUAAUUAUGUUCUAGUAACUUACAGUAAUGGCAAAUAUCGUGUAUCUGAUACUUCUCAAUUUGAUAACUUUAUCAACAGUAUCAAAAAUCUCAAAACAAAUGCGGAUUCUUUCUCAAAUUGCUCUGAUGCAACAUUUCAAGCGGUGUUCAGUGUUUUUGAACAAGAAGUUUAUGAUCACUCACCUAUUCUGUUGAUAACUGACGCCUUAGCAUCAGAUUCGCAGGACUGGAAACUUGUUUCAGAAGCCAAUUCAAGAAGAAAAUUACCGAUCUUCACAUUUGUAGUUCAACAAAACGGAUGUCAGAAAGAUGAAGUUGAUUUAGGAUAUGUAUCACUGAAGAGAGCUGCUGAAUACAGCGGUGGUCUCUUUUUCUAUCCUCCGGAUGUAAACUCAUUGCAAAACACUCUAAAAAAUGCAAUCAUUGCAUAUACUCAUCAAAUGAAUCAAAUACUUGUGGAUGAUAUGCUAAAAUGCACAACGAGUGGCUACAGAACAUUCUUGGUUGAUGGAUCUGCUGAAAGUGUUCAAAUCAUUACAACAGGCUAUAAUGUUAUCCUUCAUGUGUGGGAUCCAUCUUGGAGUGAAGACAACCUUCGUCUCAUAUAUAGCGAUGGUUACGAUUCUUUCUACGAGAUCACAAAUGUCCUUCCUGGAGAAUAUCUUAUGACAGUAUUGGGAGUGAACAACAAUAAUGCUGCUUGUUCAGUUCGAGUAGUUAGUAGAUCAUCAUAUGAUCUGUUUUUGGCUACAACCACCGAUGAAUUUAUAGAUGCUAUAGAUUCAGAGCCUGUUCUAGGAAACAAAAUGCAUUUCGUUGCACAACUGAGUGGGCUCAAUAUAACUGAUCCAUUCCGACUUUUCGCUGAGCUUACUAUAACAACAAAUCUCAAUAAUGACAACAACAAAUAUCAAAAACCAAUGUUUUAUUCGAAUGGAAAAUGGCGUGAUGGGUGUGGUUUCCAAAUUUAUUUUGGAGUUGCUGAUUUCUGUGAAUUCGCUGAUCAACCGUUUUACGCUACAGUAUAUAUUGACGAUGUUAAUGGUUUUGCUGUUCAACGUUCGACUGUCGGUUUCUGUUCUCUAACCCCGACCACUGUAACUCCACCCGGUGAUUGCCAAAAUGGAGGUGUAUUUGUUAACGAAACAUGUGUGUGUAGAGUUGGAUUCGUAGGAGACUAUUGCCAAAACAUUAUAUGUCAGAAUGGAGGCACACCUGCUGGUGGAGCUUGUAUAUGCGCUGUGGGUUCAGAUGGAACAUUCUGUGAAAUGAAUAGUUGUAGUACUGUCAAUUUGGAGCCAUCAAGAAGUACUGAAGGAAAAUCAAUGGUUUUUGUUGUAUCAACAAGAACAACCAUGGAAACUGUGUGGAAACAAUUAGCAGCAAGUGUGGCUGAGUUUGUGAGAGACAGCCAGUACAUAUCAAAUACCUGGAUCACAAACUGGGUAAUUAUCACUGUGAAUGAACAAGAGGCACAGUUUUUAAGUACCUCAGAACGCCCACAAGAUUUCAUUUCCGCGAUAGCAGGAGUCGCCAACAAUUAUUCUGCCUAUACUAUUAAUGAAACCAGUUGUUUGGUACAGCUAGAGGAAGCUAUGUUCUUUGGUGUACUAGCCUCGACACCUGGGUCGGAUGUCUACGUUUUUACCGACUCGGAUGGUGUCGAAGAUGAUUCACUGUUUUACCAAACUUAUUCAAACGCUAUCAACUAUCGUGUUUCCUUGAACGUUAUUGCUUCUGGAAAUAUAUGCUCAAAAAAUACUAAUAAUGGAGAUCUAUCUCAAAACUUCAAGGACCUCGUAUAUGGAACUAAUGGCUUUGUAUACUAUACUAGCCAAAUUCAACAAUUUUUGCCGUAUCUUAACACGCAAUACAGAACUCAAACAGUUGGAAAACUCGGAGGUUCAGAUUGUACUGCUGGUUUCGUCGGUUACUUUGCGGUGGAUAGUAUGACAAACUCUCUCAGUGUCUCUGUUACCGGUGGUGACAUUAUUGAUUAUACUGUCGAAACACCUACUGGUCGUCAGAUUCAAUUAGAAGUUCCUCUCGUGAGCGAUGAUUUUCUUGAUAUAACAGUUUUGUUGCCUUCCUGUCCCGCUAAUCCUUAUCAAUGGCAGUCAAACGCUCAAAGCUGUUACUUGUUUAGCAUUGAGGACAAAUCUUGGAACGACGCUUCUAUUUUCUGUCAUUCGUUCCAGGGAUCUCUGUUUGAUGUUUACAACCAGGAUAAGGAGAAUUUCAUCGAAUCACGAGUAGGAAAGAGAGAAACAUGGAUUGGCCUGAGAAGACAUAACACAACUUGGGUAUGGGAUGUUCCAGAUGGAAACCAUUAUUCUACUAUUGAGAACACGUACACCAAAUGGUGUCCUGGUUAUCCUACCGUAGGAGAUAAAGCAGAUUGCGUGACGCUCAGCACAGACAGCUGCUGGAAAAAUACUGAUUGCUCUUUAAAGAAAAAGUAUAUGUGUCAAACAUUACGUUAUGAUCCAGAUAGAGCAGGGGAAAACACAUUACCUCCCGGACGUUAUAAAAUAAAUAUCAAGAGUGCAGUUGGUGGUUGCUUCGCACAAGUUUCUGCACAGUCUCAAUUGAUGCUCAAUUAUGGCUUUGUUCAAAAUGCACAAAACGAUUAUCCGGAUACUACUGGAAACGCUGGGUCGACCAACAAUUACCUGAUUGCCCAUGUCGAUGGCCUCCCACCAUUCCUCAGUAACUAUUCCUCAAUGGAGAGUCGUUUAAAUUAUGCUUUCAUUGGAUUUGAGGGAAAUUUAACAAACGGACUUUCUUUAUCCCCGCGAACAUAUUGUGGAUACGAGUACAUAACAAGUCAACCAUUCUCUUGUCCUAAUGGUAAUGGUGACUUUUUCGUUAAGUUCAGUGGUAUUGACCAAUUGGGGUAUGCUUUUGAAAGAUAUACAGAUGCUGGAUGUCGUACAAAUGCCCUUACUUGUUUGAACAAUGGUGUUCUGUACAAUGGUGUUUGCAUCUGUCCUCAAUCAUAUACCGGAAGUAGAUGUACUGUUCCUGUAUGUCAAAACGGUGGAGUAUUAUCAUCGAAAAAUGUUUGUGUAUGUCCUAAAGGAUUUGGUGGCGGAUUCUGCGAGAAUGCUUUGUGUGAACCACCAUACCCUACGAAUUUUAAAGACACAGGAAAAACUUUAGCUAUUUUAUUGGAAACUUCCUAUAAUAUGGGUAGUACGAUUUAUCAGCUCAAAAAGAAUCUCAAAGCAUCCUUGGAUAAAUUGAAAAACGACCCAACUACUAGCUAUUGGUUUAGUAAUUACAUUCUCUAUCCGUUUGAUUCAGUCAGCAAUAAGCAAGACUGGUACCCGAUUGUAAGCUCAACGAAUAGUGAUGAUAUAGUGAAUGCUGUCAAUAACAUAACUCUGAUGAAAUGUCCCGGAAAUGGAUGCUCAAAGAGUUGUCCCAGACCAAUAAUGGGAGUUAUUCAAGAUACUAUAUCACGUGUCGAAUUCCAAAAUCCUAGUUCAGUAAUUCUUGUAAUAACAAGAUCUUCUCCUGAAGACGUAGAGAAAGCCAGAGCGCUGGCUACACCAUUGCAAGAAUCACGCGCUCAAGUUAACUUCCUCUUAAGUGCGAUUGAUUCACCAUGCGGUGAAGGAUGGGACAGUCCAGGUGUCAAAGCUAUGUAUGCAGUUGAUCAAUACGCGGAUGGAAACAUAUUUGUGAUGUCUCCAGUAGAUUUGGCUGUGAACUUCUUCCAAAAGUAUUUGCCAACACUUUUCAGCUCUGAAGGAAUUGAAUUCUAUACAAGUGAACAAUGUGACUCAGAAGAAAUCAUAUUCCAAGUUGACAGCGGCAUGUCUGAUUUCACCAUAGACUAUGUACUACCACAGAUUACUCCUCCUCCUGUUGUCACUAUUACUGACCCUAGCGGAAAUGUCCUUGCUUUAGCUCAAAAUAUUAUACAAUCAAGUGAUGUAAACUACUUGGGUAUUUUCCCAGUUGAUGCCUAUGAUAUCGGUACAUACCGACUACGAGUUACUGGGGUGCAAAACAACACUUGCAUGAUCAACAUCCGUGCGCGUUCGCUCUACGAGAUUUUCCCCGCGUAUGUGAAUGCUGAUGCAGAUAAGUUUGGUGGAGCUACUAGAGAUGAUGCUCAUUACACUCCAGUUUACUAUCAAAAUUCAACCUUGGUUGUUCACGCCAACGGUUUUGAUUAUGGAACUAUUCUGACAUACGCUCAAAUUGUUGAACCUGGUUAUGGGUUAGUGUUUACAUCUGCCCUCAAGAAACGUGAUGACGGAUGUAGUUACGAAUGGUACUCUACUGCAACUUAUCAGUGUACUCAGCCUAGCUUGAAAACAAUCAUUUACGGAUGGGAUGCUCACGGCGUUUACUUCAGAAGAAUCUUCAGAACAACUUGCGUUAACAAUGUUCCGAAAUUAAAACCUCCACCAGCUCGAUGUGAUUUGUCUACCGCUGUGCAAGAUACACUGUUUAUUAUCGAUUCAUCACUGUCGAUUGGUUACAAUAACUUUAAGUUGUUAACCCAGUUUGCGUCAAACGUAAUGCAGCCUUACAAGCUAUCUUCCACAAAUACCCAGGUCGGUUCAAUAGUGGUUGCCUCUUCAGCUCAAUCUGGUUUUAACUUCUCUUCUCUUGUGAGUCACGACGACCUUGACACAAAUUUCAAGGGAUUAGUCUAUCUCAACACGACAGGAAUGAACCUCACAUCAGCUAUUCAGCUUGCAACUGAUCAGUUCACAACACCAAGUUCAGGAUACAGAGCCAAAACCGCAAAACACUUGAUCGUUUAUCUGACAGCUACAGAGCCAACUGAUAAUGAUCCACAACAGCCUAUAUACGGCCUAAGCGAGAGUGGAAGUUUCGGUUUUGCUACAAUCGCAUUCAAUAUGAACUCGAAUAAACUGUUGAGUAGCAUCAUUGAUGAUGACUGUCUCUACUACUCACCGGAUCGAAAUGACCUUUAUGUGUACGGAGUCAACUUCCUACAAGGAUUGUCUUGCGCUCAAAUCAAAACCUGUGGAAUGUAA
This is a messenger RNA of Auanema sp. JU1783, 6249 nucleotides long. The record is from the annotation of a GenBank genome assembly. Lineage: Eukaryota; Metazoa; Nematoda; Chromadorea; Rhabditida; Rhabditidae.